AAACCCUAGCAAGGUUUGGCCUAAAACCCUGAACCUCUGCAACUGAGCUCUCUGUUCUUUCUUCUUCUCCAAGUAUUUCCCACUUCCGGCCCCCGAUCACUGUCUCGCUCUGUUACUCUGAAAUGGCGUCGGCGGCAGUCAGGAACCCGAAUUCGAAGCGGUUGUUCGCUCUUUCGCCACGAAUUUACUCGUCAUGCUGCCGAGGAUGCGCCGUCUCCUCGCCGUUCUCUUCAUCCGAAUCGCCGAUCGCUUCACAUCAGUCUCCCAACCCUUGGUGGAGAUCGAUGGCCACCUUCACUCGCACAAAACCUCAUGUGAAUGUGGGUACAAUUGGCCAUGUUGACCAUGGGAAGACCACCUUAACUGCAGCAAUCACCAAGGUCUUAGCAGAAGAAGGGAAAGCUAAAGCUGUUGCCUUUGAUGAAAUUGAUAAAGCACCUGAAGAGAAGAAGAGAGGGAUUACAAUAGCCACGGCACAUGUAGAAUACGAAACUGUGAAGAGACAUUAUGCUCAUGUAGAUUGUCCUGGGCAUGCAGAUUAUGUUAAAAACAUGAUUACUGGAGCUGCUCAAAUGGAUGGGGGUAUUCUAGUUGUAUCUGCCCCGGAUGGACCAAUGCCACAAACUAAGGAACACAUUUUGCUUGCUCGCCAGGUUGGUGUGCCAUCACUUGUUUGCUUUCUUAAUAAAGUUGAUGCUGUUGAUGACCCGGAACUGCUGGAACUUGUGGAAAUGGAGCUACGUGAAUUGCUUAACUUCUAUAAGUUUCCUGGGGAUGACAUUCCGAUUGUCCGAGGAUCAGCUUUGUCUGCAUUGGAGGGUACAAAUGAAGAAAUUGGGAAAAAGGCUAUUUUAAAAUUAAUGGAAGCUGUAGAUACAUAUAUUCCAGAUCCCAUACGGCAACUUGAUAAACCUUUCUUGAUGCCUGUUGAAGAUGUUUUUACCAUUCAGGGCCGUGGAACUGUUGCAACCGGCCGUGUAGAACAGGGUGUAAUUAAACCAGGGGAAGAAGUGGAGAUUUUGGGACUGUCACAGAACAAACUUAAAACUACAGUAACCGGUGUUGAGAUGUUCAAGAAGACUUUGGAUUUUGGCCAGGCUGGAGACAAUGUAGGACUACUUCUACGCGGCUUGAAACGUGAUGAGAUCCAACGAGGGAUGGUAAUUGCAAAACCUGGUACUCUAAAAACAUACACAAAGUUUGAGGCAGAGAUAUAUGUCCUCACAAAAGAGGAAGGUGGUCGCCAUACCGCUUUCUUCUCAAAUUAUAGACCUCAAUUUUACAUGAGAACAGCUGAUGUUACUGGUAAGGUCGAAUUGCCUGAAAAUGUGAAGAUGGUUAUGCCCGGGGACAAUGUGACUGCUGUUUUUGAGCUUAUUUACCCAGUUCCUCUUGAAGCAGGACAAAGAUUUGCCCUGAGGGAAGGUGGCAGAACUGUUGGUGCUGGAGUAGUUUCAAAAGUUAUGAGUUGAGAUAAUUUAUUUCAGGCGUUUUAAUUUGCCCGUUUUCCUUUUUCACUAGAGGGUUAGAAUGAACGAGUUUCUUGUUCAGGGAAGACAGGUUAUUGAGCAUGUCGAUUGCUAAUAUAUGCCACUGCUGCAAAAUGGUUUCAUCUGUAUCAUCAAUAAUUAAAUUUUUCCUUAAUCUUACUAAUUGCUUUGGCAUGCCAGAUAA
This is a messenger RNA of Sesamum indicum (sesame), 1674 nucleotides long. RefSeq names its product GTP binding Elongation factor Tu family protein. Gene Ontology annotation, biological process: mitochondrial translational elongation. Gene Ontology annotation, cellular component: mitochondrion. Lineage: Eukaryota; Viridiplantae; Streptophyta; Magnoliopsida; Lamiales; Pedaliaceae. Gene Ontology annotation, molecular function: translation elongation factor activity; GTPase activity; GTP binding. The record is from RefSeq and is a predicted model, not a curated record.